Suillus bovinus is the source of this 738-nucleotide messenger RNA. RefSeq lists its product as uncharacterized. Bases 1 to 738 code for a protein of 245 amino acids. The transcript has 7 exons. Lineage: Eukaryota; Fungi; Basidiomycota; Agaricomycetes; Boletales; Suillaceae. The record is from RefSeq and is a predicted model, not a curated record.
AUGUCUGCACCUGUUAAUUCCCGCGAGCCGCGAAAUGCGAAGAAAAAAGCUAUAGAAAAUGCUGAACAUCAACACUCAUUGGAGACCAACUUGGAGGAAGAGGAGGAGGAUGGGGGUCACCUCGAGUCUAGUGGCAGUGAGGCGGACUUGGAACCUGUAAAACCAAAGCCUCAAGGUGCACAGGCUUUUGAUACUGACGAGCUCGACUCCGACAGUGAUCAGGUGGACUGCCCUGUCAUGGCGAAUGGUGGUGAUAUGGAUGAGGAGAGUGAGCACGACGAACCAGAGACUACCGCCAUGAUGCUUGCUGAUGAGAUCCCUUCGCUAGUCACUGACAACAUGAAGCCCAAGCAGGUUGUUCAAAUGCACAGGAAAUCACAGUCUGCCCGGGAUCAAAAACACGCUGCGGAGAUUCCUACCUGGCGCGAUGUCGACAAUGCUGUCUCAGAGUCCGAGGAAACUACUACUGCGGGCAGCGAACCCUCGGAACCUUACUCCAACAAUCGCUGCUCUUCAAAUUACUUGAUGUUACAAGAACAUCUAGAUGCUUGGGCCCCUACCAUUUUUCUCCUAAUCCUCCUCGUAUCAGCCCUUGCAUCAUACCCUUACCCCGACCUCACCCUGGUCAUCCUUGUCAUCCUCACAUUCCCUUUCGCUCUCUAUCUGUCGCUUCAGCAGAGCCAGUACAUCUGGCCGGAUCCUUCCGCUGACGAAUCAUACCCAUGCUCCGGACGGUAA